UCGUACUGUACUAGUGUAAGUUAGCAGUACUAUAAUCUGCAGCAUUUGUUGAAUGUUGUUCCUUUAAACACCACUCAUCGUAAUUCAGACCAACCAAGAUUCUCCAUUAAUGGAUUCACCUUCAUCAUCCUCUGAUUCACCAUCAUCAUCAUCAUCAACAUCAUCCGAUUCACCAUUAACAUCAUCAUCAACAACAAUACCAUCAUCUGAAUCACAAUCAACAUCAUCAAAUGAAUCCAGAGCAAAAGCAUCACAUCAUAUGGUACUAGUACGGUGUUCAAUAGCAUUAGGGUUUCUGUUCAUCUGCAUAUUUUCUCUCUCCUAUACUUUCGGCUUCUUCGCUUUACUCUUCUCCAAUUUCUCAAUUCCUCCUCCUAUUUCUGUUCCUUCUCAAUGCAAAAUCGUUUCCACCAGUGUUGACUUGAGAUCAUCAAAAAUAUGUGAACUUGGGCUACUAAAUUAUAAGGCCAAGCGAGUAUUUUACCCAUCUGAAAGAAGGAAAUUUCGUUGCCGUUAUGAUUACUACUGGGCUUCUAUUUUUAAGGUGGAAUACAAAGACCAGUUCUCAGGUCAGACGUUACUUGGUCUGGCAGAAGCUCCGCAGGAAGCUCUCCCUAGUGAUUGUCGGCCUAAUUUUUCUACUGCUUGGCUGACUAAGCAUAUGCUGAAGGUGAAUAAAACCUAUGACUGCUGGUAUACCUCCGGGCGAUCAAAAGUUGAGAUAUUUCAAGACAGUCACUUUGGUUGCCAAGCAAAGGAUCCAUCUUUGUUUGAGAUGAUGAGAAGAUACUCCAUACUGCUGACAAAGAUGAUGCAGUCCUGGUUAUCUGGUCAACUAAAAACUAAGCUUAUGAGAUGGGGAGUGAUACUAGGUGUCAUUAGUGGUUUUCUCAGUGCCAUGAUUUCCUUUGCCUUGUUUACUCUCUGUAGUAGAUUGUUAUGUUUGAUUCCUAGAGCUGCAGUAGCAAUGGUAACCUCACUGAUACAUCGGGUGAUUUUUUCUCGGAUAUUUUUCCUCAUGGCAUACUUUUCAAUUGUCAGCUGGUUAGCAAUCCAGUAUGGUAAAAGGCUUGGUCUCCCUGAACUCUUUAUAGACUACUAACAUUCAACAGCGCAUAUUUAAAGGGCUGGAUUCCCUGCGGAGGCUCAGUCCAGCAAUUUUGGCAUUGAAGACAGAUUUAUAGAUCGAAAAUUGCCUUGUUGGAAUCAUCACAUUAUUGCAUGAUCAUGAACAAGUGCUUCGCGCAAGACAAUGUCAAUGUACUCUGUAUUAUAUAUUUAGCGUAAUACAAGUAUAAAUCAAGCCGCCUGAUCUUGUACCGAGUCACUCGUAUUUCAUGCACAAAGCAAGAGUACAGUAAAACUUGCUUUGGUGUGGCUUUCUGUAACACAUGUACUGAUGUACUAAAUUUAGAUAUUAUUCCGAUCUGUAUAAAUAAAAGGCUGUUUAACUUUUGGAAA
Chenopodium quinoa (quinoa) is the source of this 1461-nucleotide messenger RNA. RefSeq lists its product as uncharacterized. The record is from RefSeq and is a predicted model, not a curated record. The coding region runs from base 110 to 1102 and encodes 330 amino acids. Lineage: Eukaryota; Viridiplantae; Streptophyta; Magnoliopsida; Caryophyllales; Amaranthaceae. The transcript is spliced from 5 exons.